This is a messenger RNA of Lactuca virosa, 2539 nucleotides long. NCBI's taxonomy places the organism in Eukaryota, Viridiplantae, Streptophyta, Magnoliopsida, Asterales, Asteraceae. The record is from the annotation of a GenBank genome assembly.
GACAUAGAAAGAGUAGAUCAUUCUUCUUUCCCUUCCUCCUCUCCCCUCUAUCGAAUUCAAUAAAUGCCCGCCAAGAAGAGUACACAAUUCUUGUAAAAUCAACCCCAUCACCAUUCAUUAUCUUCUGAACUGUAAACCCCCUUUUUCUUCAGUCGUAGCCUUCCACACCUCUUUAAAACCCCUUCUAGGUUUCCGUGCUAUUCACCUAUUUCCCCCAAUUUUUCUUCGACCCCCAUUUAUCACCUUCAAUUUCACCUAAUCCUGCUCAACACCCACUUCCAGAUCUUCUUUAAUUCCAACGGAUUUGGUGAAAUGGGAAGUAAAUGGAGGAAAGUGAAGAUGGCUUUGGGUUCUAAUUUGUGUGUAUAUGUGCCUCCGGCCGAUGCAGACGUCUCGCCACCCCAAUCGGAGAGGUGCUCCGACGCUGCGUUAUUGUCUCCGGCGUCUGACCAGCGGAGCCUCGGAGGCUCUGCCACUGCUCCUCGGCCGUGGUCUCCGGCCUUACGCUUGUCUACAAGCUUUAGCAGGUCUUCUAAGAAAUGCACAAUAUGUUUGACAUCAAUGAAAAGGGGAGAAGGUCAAGCAAUUUUCACAGCAGAAUGUUCGCAUUCAUUCCAUUUUCAUUGUAUUUCUUCAAAUGUAAAACAUGGCAAUCAAAUCUGUCCAAUUUGUCGUGCAAAAUGGAAAGAAGUCCCAUUACAAGUUUCAACCGGUUUAAAUAAUCCGGUAAUGGCGGUGAUCCGCCAGUUUCCGCCGCAACACAACUCCAACCGCCACGUCACCGCCGCUGUUUUUCCGGCGAACGAGCCGCCGGUCUUCAACGAUGAUGAACCCUUAGAUCUCCAAUCUUCAAAAACCACAUCAAAUGGAUUAGAUUCACAAAGGGUAAAAAUGGAAACUUACACCGAAGUUCCGGCGGUCCCACGGUUCACCACCACCGAUGAUUUUACAGUUUUGAUCCACCUAAAAGCUCCGGUUUCUACUUCAGUCAACCCCGGUCAAACUGUGGUCAACCGGGCCCCACGGGCCCCGGUUGACCUUGUAACGGUUCUUGAUAUAAGCGGUAGUAUGGCGGGCACGAAGCUCGCGUUACUUAAACGGGCCAUGGGUUUUGUGAUACAAAACCUUGGGCCCGCGGACCGGCUGGCGGUGAUCGCGUUCUCCUCCACCGCCCGCCGGUUGUUUCCGCUACGGAAAAUGUCGGAUUCCGGGAAGCAACAUGCGCUUCAAGCCGUUAACUCUCUGGCGGCAAACGGCGGCACGAAUAUCGCCGAAGGGUUGAGGAAGGGUAGGAAAGUGAUGGAAGAUCGCUGUGAGAAAAAUCCGGUCGCGAGUAUAAUAUUGUUAUCCGAUGGACAAGAUACUUAUACCGUAACUGUAACCGCCAGUUCCAAUUCCAAUUCCAAUUCCGGUGCCCAGAACCGGUCAAACUAUCAAUUACUUCUUCCCGGGGUCGGAACCGGAAUUAAGAUUCCGGUCCAUACAUUCGGGUUUGGAACGGAUCAUGAUGCGUCAUUGAUGCAUUCGAUUUCUGAAAUCUCCGGGGGGACGUUUUCGUUUAUUGAAACCGAAAGUGUGAUUCAAGAUGCAUUUGCUCAAUGUAUUGGUGGACUUUUGAGUGUUGUGGUGAAAAGUUUACAAUUGAUUAUCGAAACCGAAAACCCGGGAAUUCGUCUUAAAUCUUUAAAAGCCGGAAGUUACAAGAAUCACUUGAUGCCGGAUCGAAGAUCCGGCAUCAUCGAUGUCGGCGAUAUGUACGCCGAUGAGGAACGUGAUUUUCUUGCCUUGGUCAACGUGCCAAAAGAAAAAGAGUUGACUUCUUCGUUAUUCAAAGUACGUUGCUAUUACACCGAUCCAUUCACAAAGGAAACCGUGAAAUUAGAAACCGAAAAUGUUACGAUUAAAAGACCAGAAAAAGUCGGGAGUGAAAAUGUCGUUUCGAUUGAAGUUGAUCGACAAAGGAACCGGUUACAAGCGGCCGAAGCCAUGGUACAAGCGAGAGAAGCAGCGGAAGAGGGUGAUUUGACACGAGCCGUGGGUGCACUCGAGGGGUGUCGGGCGGUUCUAUCGGGAACCGUGUCUGCUAGGUCAGGGGACCGGCUUUGUAUGGCUCUAGAUGCGGAGCUUAAGGAAAUGCAAGAGAGGAUGGCUAGCCGACAUGUAUAUGAGGCAUCGGGUCGGGCUUAUAUCUUAUCGGGUUUGAGCUCACAUUCAUGGCAACGAGCCACGGCUCGUGGGGACUCGACCGAUGGUUCAAGCCUGGUUCAAUCGUAUCAGACUCCAUCGAUGACUCAGAUGUUGACUCGGUCUCAGGCUAAUUUGGUUCGACCGAGACCGAGGUGAGGGAUUUGAGGGAAAUAUAAUUGUGUAAAGGGAAUAAAUGGUUUUGGGAAUUAGGGUUCAUGAUUUUGUAUUUUGGGUUAUAAUGUUGUUUUCUUUUGUGCCUUUGUGGUGAUGUACAUAAUUUGAACCGGGUUUUUAUGGGGUAUAUGUUUCUCUUUAUGGUCAUGUAACAAUGAAUAUAUAUAUAUAUACGUGC